Molecule: messenger RNA, 1384 nt
Organism: Perca fluviatilis (European perch)
Lineage: Eukaryota; Metazoa; Chordata; Actinopteri; Perciformes; Percidae
Product: E3 ubiquitin-protein ligase RNF135-like
Exons: 2
Coding region: 104-1330 (408 amino acids)
Molecular function (GO): protein binding; zinc ion binding
Source: RefSeq, a predicted model, not a curated record
AGUACAACAGCGUAUCACUGCUGUGUUUAGAUCAGAGCUCAGACUAGUUUCACUUCUCAGGAAGUGAGACUCAGACAGUCGUUGUUACUGACCGAGAGGUGAAAUGGCGCAGAAAGGAGUUCAGCUGGACCGGGAAACCUUCUCUUGUCCCAUCUGUCUGGAUCUACUGAAGGAUCCGGUGACUACUCCCUGUGGACACAGCUACUGCAUGAACUGUAUUAAAAGCCACUGGGAUGGAGAGGAUCAUAAGUACAACUACAGCUGCCCUCAGUGCAGGAAGACUUUCACACCGAGGCCUGUCCUGUUGAAAAGCACCAUGUUAGCAGCUUUAGUGGAGGAGCUGAAGAAGACUGGACUCCAAGCUGCUCCUGCUGAUCACUGCUAUGCUGGAGCUGAAGAUGUGGCCUGUGAUGUCUGCACCGGGAGAAAACUCAAAGCACACAAGUCCUGUUUGCAAUGUCUGGCUUCUUUCUGUGAGCAACACCUUCAGCUUCAUUUUGAAUCGGAGACAUUCAAGAAACACAAGCUGGUGGAGCCGUCCAAGAAGCUCCAGGAGAACGUCUGCUCUCGUCAUGAUGAGGUGAUGAAGAUUUUCUGCCGUACUGAUCAGCAGCUUAUCUGUUCUCUCUGCUUAAUGGAGGAACAUAAAGGCCACGACACAGUCUCAGCUGCAGCAAAAAGGACUGAGAGGCAGAAAAAGCCUGCGGGGGAGUCGCCAAAGCAUCCUGCAGAGAAUCCAGGACAGAGAGAAAGAUUCGCACAACCAGAGCCCAAGACCAGAGCUGACUUCUUAAAAUAUUCACGUGAAAUCACACUGGAUCCAAACACAGCAAACACACGGCUGUUAUUAUCUGAGGGGAACAGGAAAGCAACAGUAAUGAGACAACGUCAGUCUUAUUCUAGUCACCCAGACAGAUUCACUGGCUGGUAUCAGGUCUUGAGUAGAGAGAGUCUGACUGGACGUUGGUACUGGGAGGUGAAGAGGAGAGGAGAAGGAGGAGUUUCUUUAGCAGUCGCAUACAAGAAUAUGAGCAGAGCAGGGGGGUCGGAUGAAUGUGUAUUUGGAUACAAUGACAAAUCUUGGGCGUUAUAUUGUAACAACAACAAAUAUACAUUUUGGUCCAACAAUGUCCAAACUCCCAUCUCAGGUCCUGAGUCCUCCAGAGUAGGAGUGUACCUGGAUCACAGUGCAGGUAUUCUGUCCUUCUACAGCGUCUCUGAAACCAUGACUCUCCUCCACAGAGUCCAGACCACAUUCACUCAGCCGCUAUAUGCUGGACUAAUGGUUUAUGGUUGUUAUAAUGGAGCCUCUGCUGAGUUGUGUAACUGAAAUAGACAGAAGUCAUUUAAGGGUUAUAUUCUGUGUUUUAACUCUUCGACUUAU